AUGGGUCGCAUAAAGGCAGGUACUUUUGUGGAGCCACGCCGAGCCAAGAGAAAUGAACGUGAAAGGAACAGGGUGAAUCAGAUCAACGAUCAAUAUGAAGUGCUUCGUGAAGUGAUCGAUCGAGCCGAAUCUUACCCAUCACGACGGAGAAAGCUUACUAGGACUGAAAUUGUUUACGAAGCUAUCGCAACGAUUCGCAAUCUUGAGCGGAUGCUCGGCAUUGAGGGAAGUAGCGAGUACAAUUUACCCGACUUGCAUGAUCAUCAGUCAAAAAUGGAGACUUCAUCUUCUCCUCAUUGCUCUUCGCUUGAGGACUGGAUGUGCUCUUCUGAAUCAUCGCUUAGCUCUCCUCCGCAUGUGAAUGAAAUGAUGCCGAGCUCUCUCCAACCCCAACAAACUUCACGGAAGAUUGGAAAGAAGAGAAAGUUCAAGGCGCAGCAACAAGAAGUGGCAAUGGAAACGGCGUUUGCGGCAACAUCGGUGAUCACGGGCUGGCCCGUUUUUGACUACACAACUGGAUAUUAUGGAAGCUCUCUACUACCUUCGGGAAUUCCCGCGGAAUCGAUGCUUGUGGGAUCUCAGUCAGAAGUCCCAGCGAAAAUGGCCCGGAUGAUUAGCCCACCGGCUCCCGAAUUUCCAACGAGGUAUUAUGAGGUUACUCCAUCGCCAAGCAACAUAUUUGAUAGUCCGGAAAUGAUGCCACAGCCGGAGAUGACAAACGUUUGCAGGGUUGCGUCGCCCGUUUCCGACUUCAUCAAAUAUCCAGAAGUUGCUUCAUCGCCGCCAAGUGAUGCGGUAACAUUUGUGGAAAUGAAGCCGGCGCCUCAAACAGAGACAUCGUUAGAAAUGGCUCGGAUGGUGACACCGCCCGCUUCUCAGUUCAAAACCACGUAUUAUGCGGCUGCUUCAUCUCCAAGAAGCAAAACGGGCAACUCGGAAAUGCGUCGUCCGGCAAUGUUCAAAAUUGAGCCCACUGUAGGCUAUGAUGGUAAAACUAAUGUUGGACUGUUUGAUGAUGGCUAUUCAUUCAGCGAGCAACAUAUGGAAAUGAUGUCCUACUUCCUUGUUCGGUUUUGGUGCUUCUCUUCACCGGAUCGCGGUACGCAAGCCGCAACCGACAUCCCGACUUACUCGGCGAAUGUGAGUGUUUUUCUUUCUGAAGAGUUCUUCGAGGCCAAGCCAGCCCUUAUCAACAAGAUGACUGAGGCGUACAAAGUGGCGAGUGGAGAGAAAACACUAAUGCAUGAA
Messenger RNA from Mesorhabditis belari, 1248 nucleotides. NCBI's taxonomy places the organism in Eukaryota, Metazoa, Nematoda, Chromadorea, Rhabditida, Rhabditidae. The record is from the annotation of a GenBank genome assembly.